CACUGUCCUCCUCUUGUCGCAUAUUGAUCCAGCAGCUAGCUGAUCGUUAGCUUUAGUGUGUUAGCAUGGUGUCUGUGGUGUGUAACUGUUUGUCCGUAGUUUCUGGCUGAAGGUAUCUGGCCUUUUGGGGGGCAUUAAUGUUCCGUGCAGCGAAUCUAAAAACCAUCGGCAAAGCGGGAACCGGCUGGCACUUUCGCCGGACGAUGGACGAGCUUGUCCAUGACCUGGUGUCAGCGCUGGAGGAGAGCUCUGAGCAAGCUGCCCGUGGUGGUUUUGGUGAUGGAGGAGACCACGCGCUGGCCGUGGGCUGCCUGCUGAAGAGGCAGGCUCGGAAGAGGAGGGGCAGAAAGCGACGCUCGGACAACCCACACCCGCCUUGGGAGACCGGCCACCUCAGUGAGGGCUCAGAGUCCAGUGUGGAGGAACACAAGGACUACCGUGCCAGCACUGGGGGUGUCUCCGCUGCCAACAGCCAUGCCCGUGACAACAGCGACUCGGAUGAACAACUUGGCCCCAAACGGCGCUCUGUCUUAACAGCUGACACUGGACGGAGCAAGCGUCCGCUUUGGCCAGAAGACUUGGGCGGCCUCGGGUCCUCAGAGGGAACUCGCAGCCUCAGACGGAGACGAAAGGUCAAACGUAUGGCCGUAGACCCACCUGCAGAACCAGAACCCCCCUCCUGCACCAUGCUAGGGCCCCCACCAGUUCCCAAAGCCCGCGCUGGCGCCAGGCCGCACAGACUGGGCGCCGGCGAGGGCAGGGGUGCCAUGGAGGUGUGUGGAGGUGUACUGCUAGGGCCAGGGGGAGGAAAGAACAGGGUGAAGAAGAGGAAAAUGGCUACCCACAGGCUGGGAAUGGAGGCUACAGAUGAAGGGGUGGUGGUGGAGAGUGAGGACCUCAUUUCUUCUCCAACGGAAGGGUCCAAGGACAAAAUGGAGUUGGAGGAGCAGAAGGGCUCGGAUGAGGACAUGAGUGACAGGUGUGAGACCAGCAGUGUCAGUAACAGCAGUGAUGGAGGCCUCUACACCAAUGAUGAGGGGAGGCAAGCUGACGACGAGCAGAGCGACUGGUUCUAUGAGGGCGAUCCAGGCUCCGGUUCAGGGCCCGGAGGUGCAUGUGGGAUAGCAGGAGUGGUUCCAUGGUGGGAGAGGGACACGGGGUCAGAGGAGCUGGACCUAGCUGACCCGGUCUUCAACAGCAUCCUCACUGGAUCCUUCCCUCUCAUGAGCUCUGGAGCACAGAGAGGGUUUCAGGCCAGGCUGAGUCGUCUCCAUGGAAACCAGCAGGCGUCUCAGGCAGGCAGCUCCAGCCAAGGCUUCAACGACAGACUGGGAAGACAAGUCCAGGACUCCCACGAGCCUUGGUUUAGCUCAGGUUCGAGGAGAGAACACGGACAGUUGCAUUGGGACCCACGGUCAGACAGAGGGCAUCGGAGGAGCUGUUCAGUAAAAACAGCCAGCAGACAGACCAGCGGGCACCUCGGCUCUCUGUGUACAGGGGAUGUCAAGCGGAGGCGAAAAGCAGCCCCCCUCGGUUCCGCCGCCCCCUCAGGAGUGGUCGGGGAGAACGCGCCACCCAUUCCCGACUCGAACAUGGGGAGCCGCAUGUUGCAGAGCAUGGGCUGGAACCCGGGGAUGGGCUUGGGUCCAGAGGGCAGGGGCAUCACCGAGCCCAUUCGAGCCUCACAGAGACCCAAAGGCGCAGGUCUAGGUUUCAACUGAACACCUGGUUUCUGGAUCCUGAACCUGAAGCAGGCUGGGACAAGACUCCCCCCCAAGAGCUACAAGAAGUGAGGGCUGAUGAACUGCCGCUCAGGGCGAUGAACGAUAAAAAAGACGGUCCAAAAUAAUCCAGGCAUGUGAGUCAUAAGAAGGGAAGGAAUGAGGCUUGUCCUAGCAACAGUCUGUGAUGAAAGAGAAACUUUCCCAUAUUGGGGAAACUGCAAGAAGCCUGGGAUAUCCACACACACAGACAGAGAGAGAGAGAGAGAGAAAGAGAGAGAGAAUGAGAGGUGAAAGUGAAGGAAGCCGAGCAGGAGAAAAAGACACAAACAUGUCCUCUCAAGAAACUCCAUGUUGGAGAAAAUAAAUGACAUUGAUGCCUCAUUGUUAGUGUGUUAUACUGAGCCAAUGAUGACAGUGUGGUUUGUUUUCAGUCGGCGGUAAUGGUUAGUGAACGAUAAAAUGGUUUUGUCCGUUAUUGCACAAGAAUCAAAGACUAUUCGAGUCGGCCAUACCUCAAGAUCCAUUUUAGGUUCCUUUUUAAAGUAAUGAAGUACACUGUACGGAUGUGUGUUGGAAUAUAUGAAUCUCCCCCCCCCCCACCCCAUCUAUUUAUUGUUCAUUUAAUGGAAGAAGUCACGUCAUCGGAAUGUUUUUAUCUAUCCAAAAACAAAAAAAGAUAAAAAUCAAACCCAUAAUUUUCCCUUUAUUUAGCACCAUUGUGUGUAUGCAUGUGCUGCUGCGGGUUCUGCUCAUGCUCACUAAGAAAAGUCUUGCCGACUCGCUUAUUUUACGCAGUUUGUUUCGGUUUUAUCCUGACAAAUGUUUGUAGCAGACUGCAGUAUUUAGCCUACUAUAGCUAUGCUCAAUGACUUGACACACAUUAUUACAAACUGGCUAUAUGAUUGUCACGGUUAAAAGCAUCUCAGCGUCUCCACACAGGUUUGGAAAUUCCAGUGAAAGAGGGAAUUAAUAAAUGUAGCUCUUUUCAGUGUCCUCAGAAGAAAAAAAUCCAGAAAUAUUGCUGUCAUAAUACACAUAUUGAAGGUCCAACAUACCUUUGUUUCACAGGUGUUUUCACUUCUUUAGCUCGUGCAGGUCCUUUAAAAACAACAGAGGAAGCACUAUUCUUUUUUUUUUUUAGAUCCAUUGUCAUUUAUUUAACUGUGAUAUUGUUUCUUGUGUUUAUUUAGACUGUGGGGUAAUAGCGUUUACCUGCAACCAUAGAUUGUCCUAAAUACAGAUUUGAAAUUAUUUUAAGUGAAGGUAGAGAGAUUAAGGUCUAGAAAAACAAAUGAAAUUAUGAAUAAAAAAUAUGCAGGAAGUUGUACUGUAACAAUAUUUGUUUCCUCUACUCUGUUGUUGUAACCAUGGAGCACCAGAUGGAUGGUCUUUUUCACCCCUCUAGGCCUGUUCAGAGAAGUGUGAGAUGUCAGUGACGGAAACAAGUAUUAAACUCAGAGACUGCCUGAA
This is a messenger RNA of Sebastes umbrosus (honeycomb rockfish), 3194 nucleotides long. It is a transcript of the gene gpatch2, whose product is annotated as G patch domain containing 2. The coding region runs from base 138 to 1721 and encodes 527 amino acids. Lineage: Eukaryota; Metazoa; Chordata; Actinopteri; Perciformes; Sebastidae. The transcript is spliced from 10 exons. Gene Ontology annotation, molecular function: nucleic acid binding. The record is from RefSeq and is a predicted model, not a curated record.